AUGAAGUUCGUGAGGGGUAAGCGCAAGGCAAAGGCCGCCGUGGAGAUGGAUCCCACCUGCAUACUUCGUGCUACAGAGAAGGCCAUGAACUGCAAGCUGGUCUACGAGAACCGGGCUGUGGCGUGUCAUGGUAGGACCAUUCGCGAGGUUUUGAACAUGAACGUCGACGGCGUGAAGUACCGCAAGGCCGACCUGAAGUACGACCUCAAAGGGGGCCGUCUCGACUUGCUGCCACCUCGCUCAGAUGCGGGUCCUGUGCCACAAGGUCGAGGGCGGCCCAAAGCGCCGCGGGCUGGGCAGCCACUGCCUGAAGCCACGCUCAAUGAGUUUUUCCAGUUCUUGGCGUGCCAGCUGUCCAUCGAAAGUCGCGAGCACCUGGGAGAGGAGCUGGCUAUGGCGGAGAAGGCAGCUGCCGAACUCUUCCCAGAGGUCGACAAGCACGUGAAGCCGAACCUGGGGAAUACGGAACGAUGGGUUCCCUACCACACAGUGCUUGGAGUCCACGAGCUUUUCCUGAUGGAGGCGGUGCACAGCAGGAAGGACUGGAACGACAAGCAGAAGUUCCUGGCAAUGUUCAUCUUUCGAGCACACUGCAAGCGCGACCUUUUCUUGCAGGCGCAGGUGCCAUUGAUGAAGGAUCAGUUUUGGAAGAAUCCACUGAAAGCCUUCGAACCCAAUGGCCCCAUGGAGAAAGCUAUCGCUUUGUACCGGAAGAAGACAGGAAAUGCUCUGCUGACCAACUGCUUUCGCAUCAUCCCCGAGCGAGUGCUCAAGGACAACGAUGCCAAUUUGGUGCGCAGCAUCGUGACCAGGACUUCGCGGCUGCUCCCAGUGGCAGAGAAGGCCUAUGACGUCAUCAAGGACUCUCAAACGACAGCUUUCACGAAGCUGCACCGGAUCGCGAGCAUGGUGCAGAACACCGAAGGUUGCGGUGAUACCUGGGCCAAGAUGCUCACGGUUCCCAUUGACAUGGCGUAUCCGAAGCUGAAGCUUCUGGAAUCGGAUUGCGAGGUCGGAGUUGGCGCUGCCCCGCCUCUGCAGAUUCUGCUUUCGUCGAAGACGCCAGACCGGCGCCAGGCUCUGCGGACGCUUCUGAAGAAGGUGAACCAGUCCAAGACUGCCUCUGCAAAGCAUUUCUGGAAGGUGCUAGAGAAGGUCGAGAAAGGAAUGUGCAAAAAGUAUCGACACCUUCCACUGGUCGUGAAGCAGGCAACCACCAAACCUCACGCAAUGUCAGCCAGCACGCUUCAGGUCCAACUCUGCGAGUAUCGCCAGUUCCGUCAUACCUUGGCCCGCAACCUCUAUGGCCUAGCGGAUGACCAGUCCAUGCGCACGGAGGAGACGUCGAAAACCGUUUCCGCCGAGGACUACAUGACGCAGGAGAAGACCUGCAUGAAGUGUGUUUUCCCGUGCGAGGACCGCCAGGUCACGCUGGAUGUGCCUCUCAAGCCGGCCAAGUCCCCGAAGGUGGCUGCGCGUGUCCUGUCGAUGAUGUUUCAGAAGGUGAUAAGCGGCGAGUCCGAGGCUGAGGCAGUCUCCUUUCGAGACAAAGUGCUCAUGGGUUACACCCACGGGGAGGAUGUGGCUGAUGAUAGCGACGCGUGGUCCCAAUGCAAGGUCCAGUUGUCUCAUCCCUCUCCGCUGGUCGCCUUCCAAUUCGAAGCAAAGGACGGAGCGAAGUUCCCUUUUCAGACGACCGUGGCCGCAGCAGGAAGUAUUCUUCAAGCUGAGCGUCUUGCCAGGCUUUGUUGGGAGCGCCUUCGAUCUGGAAAAUCGAAGGAUGACACCAUCAAGUGGAGGGAUGCGCAGUACAAGCUGAUGAAGAAAGAAGACGUCGCAGGACAAAGCGCUGCAAAAGGGACGAAGCGAAAGAGGAGUGACCCGGAUUUCUAG
Molecule: messenger RNA, 1893 nt
Organism: Symbiodinium sp. CCMP2592
Lineage: Eukaryota; Dinophyceae; Suessiales; Symbiodiniaceae
Source: the annotation of a GenBank genome assembly